AAAAAAAAACAUAGGUACUUUACGUUAUCGAUGAUAAGACACACUUAAGACAAAACCGAUUCUUAAGAAAAUGAUUGCUUUAUUAUAAUACUAGCAAACAAUAUGUCCUUUUACAUAGUUCUAUUAUUAUUGGUCGUUUCUUCUACCUCGUGGUCACAACUACUUGUUUCCCUACCAAAUGGCCAAAUUCACGGACACAGAUUGCAAACUUUCACCAAUAAAACCUAUCAUGCCUACCAAUCGAUUCCUUAUGCAACUCCACCAUUGGGUGAAUUAAGAUUCCAGGCUCCUCAACCGGCUCAAAACUGGACAGGAAUUUUAAACGCCACCAAAGAUAGCCGCAUAUGCUUUCAACUAAACAGCGAUUCUCCUAAAGAAAGCGAAGAUUGCCUUUACAUAAACGUAUUCACUCCAGUUUUAGACAGAGUAAACCAAACCAAUAAAUUACCUGUAAUUUUUUGGAUAUAUGGAGGUGGUUUAAGAAACGGAGCUGCACAGUUUCGAACAUAUAGACCCGAUUAUUGGAUGGAUGAAGAUGUUAUUCUGGUAACUCAUAAUUACAGAGUAGGUAUUUUUGGAUUUUUAUCCACAGGCGAUAGCGUUAUUCCUGGAAACAAUGGCCUAAAAGAUCAAGUUCUUGCCCUGCAAUGGACCUACGAUAAUAUUCAUCUAUUUGGAGGUGACAAAGAAAAAAUUACUGUUCAUGGACAAAGUGCAGGAGCUGUGUCGGCUAGCUACCAUCUUCUAAUAAAACAAUCGGCAGGAUUAUUCAGAUCAGUGAUUGCUGAGAGUGGCUCACCAAUGAAUAUUUAUUCCUUCAUCCAGAAUCCUAAAGAAUAUGCUAUUGAGCUUGCUCAUGGUAUAAAUUCGAAUUUUUCAUUGAAUGCUAGUAGUCUGGAAAUAAGAGAUUAUUUAUUGAGUUUGGAUGGGAGAACUAUUGAUAGAUUUUCUAGAGCACCAAAAAUUUCUCAACCAGCUAUAGCUUUCGAACCAGAAAGCCCUAGUGCAGUAGUAACCAAAGAAAUGUAUGAAAUGUUUGAUUCUGGAGAUUUUUACAAGGUACCAGUUCUUAUGGGGAUAUGCUCAGAAGAAGCUUUAUUUAUUGCAAAGUCCGACGCAUAUUUAAGAAAGCUUGGUCGUACCUAUGACACAGAUUCCUCUUUAGUAGUGCCAAGUAUAUUUCCACAUAAUGAAAAUAUUGACAAAAAAGUAAUUGGCGAUUCUAUUAAGUUGGUUUAUUUGAAUGAGACUGAAAAAUGGACUGAGCAUCCAGGAAGAGUAGUCAGGCAUUACAGCGACCAAAGGUUUACUAGAGCAAUAAUUAAACAAGGAAAACUACUUUCACAAUACGUUCCAGUAUUUUUCUAUGAGUUUUCCUAUGAUGGGGAUGUUGGUGGUUGGAGUACUGUUGUGGAAGAUGCUGAAAAAGUUGAACAUGCUGAAGAGUUAUAUUAUGUAUUUCUCAACAAAGGCUUGAGUAAAAUAAGUGAAUCUGAUGCACUGACUCAUAAAAGAUUGGUCAGAUUGUGGUCGAAUUUCAUUAAAUUCGGAAAUCCAACUCCUGACUCAGAUGAACUGGUUCAAAAUAUCGUUUGGCCUAAAGUAUCUCCUACAAACUACCAAUACUUGAACAUUAAUUAUACCCUGCGCAUUCAAACCAAUCCAAAGGAAGAAUUUUUCUCCAAGUGGGAACGCAUUUUUGAUAGUUAUGGAAAGAGGCCAUUCACGACAUAUUAAAUUACAAGGACGGGACAUACCUACAGUUGCGGACUCAUCAUUUUUUGUCUAGUCUGUGAAAUUUCUACAAAAAAAUAGUACCUAGUAACUUACGGAACCAUAGAUAUUCUAAUAAAAAUGAUUAUAUUUAACUUAUACUACAGAAAUUAAAGUCAAUCCAAAAAUA
Molecule: messenger RNA, 1903 nt
Organism: Ceutorhynchus assimilis (cabbage seed weevil)
Lineage: Eukaryota; Metazoa; Arthropoda; Insecta; Coleoptera; Curculionidae
Source: the annotation of a GenBank genome assembly